Molecule: messenger RNA, 1005 nt
Organism: Chrysoperla carnea
Lineage: Eukaryota; Metazoa; Arthropoda; Insecta; Neuroptera; Chrysopidae
Product: 14-3-3 protein zeta-like
Exons: 1
Coding region: 99-845 (248 amino acids)
Biological process (GO): signal transduction
Cellular component (GO): cytoplasm
Source: RefSeq, a predicted model, not a curated record
UACAAAAUGAAAUCAUGAACAAAAGUAAUUUCAAAUUUUAGUAUUUUCGUGUUAUUUUGCUACCCUUCAAAAUUUUUAUUUUAGACUAUAUAAAGAGAAUGGAUGACGAUAAAGAAGAUUUGAUACAUCGUGCUAAAAUUGCCGAACAGGCUGAACGUUACGAUGAUAUGGCUGCAGCUAUGAAAACCUUAACAGAAACUUGCGUUGAGCUAUCGAAUGAAGAACGAAAUUUAUUAAGUAUUGCAUAUAAAAAUUUAAUUGGCGCCAGACGUUCAUCAUGGCGUAUUAUCACAUCCAUUGAACAGAAAACAGAAGAAUCACAACGUAAAAAGCAGAUUGCAAAAGAGUAUCGUGAAAAAGUUGAAAAAGAACUUCGUGAUAUUUGUCACGAAGUGUUGGAAUUAUUGGAUAAAUAUUUAAUACCACGUGCAAAGAAUGCUGAUUCUAAAGUGUUUUAUUUAAAAAUGAAAGGUGAUGAUUUUCGGUAUUUAGCGGAAGUAGCAACUGGAGAAAAUCGUGAAGUUGUAUUAUUAGAAUCACAAAAAGCAUAUCAAGAUGCAUUGGAGAUAUCUAAAUCAAAGAUGAUACCUACACAUCCAAUACGUUUGGGUUUAGCAUUAAAUUUUUCAGUUUUUUACUAUGAGAUUUUAAAUGCUCCAGAUCGUGCUUGUGAACUAGCGAAACAAGCUUUUGAUGAUGCUAUAGCUGAAUUAGACACUCUCAAUGAAGAUUCGUAUAAAGAUUCAACUGUUAUAAUGCAAUUAUUAAGAGAUAAUUUAACUUUGUGGACAAGUGAUAUGAGAGAUGGAGUGGAAGAACAAGCUGCCGAAGUUGUAGUCAGUUAAUUUUCUUUAAUUAUAUUUUGUGUAAUUCAAGGCAAAGUAGUCUUUGUGAAAGUAAGAAAAGAUCGAAAUUACACGAAAAUUAUAUGAUGGGAGAAAAUUUACAAAAUUAUUUAAUUGAUGUAAAAUAUGGUGGUUAAAUAAAAUGGUAUUGCUAUGUUUA